This is a messenger RNA of Saccoglossus kowalevskii, 573 nucleotides long. RefSeq names its product osmosensitive cation channel TMEM63C-like. Lineage: Eukaryota; Metazoa; Hemichordata; Enteropneusta; Harrimaniidae. The record is from RefSeq and is a predicted model, not a curated record. Gene Ontology annotation, molecular function: calcium-activated cation channel activity. Gene Ontology annotation, cellular component: plasma membrane.
CCUUGCCUUACUGCCACUCCAUGAUUGAUUGAUUGGUUUCUUCAGCGUCUAUUUUGCAUUCUCCUGUAUAGAAACGAAAUUGUUUUUUUCUGAAGAAGGCAACAGCAGUUUUUCUAGGUUAAAAAUAUAUUAUUGGAUUGCGUUGUCAUGCAUUGGUGAACCUGAAGUUGUAAAGAACAAGACAAUACAAUGAGUAGCCUUGGGAUGAAUCGAUGUGACAUCGUGGGCGCAAACUCCACACAGUUGGCUUAUUUGCUGUAUGGUGGAAUUCCACAGAACUUAGGAUUUAACGUGCUCUGCUGGGCUAUUGUUCUGCUGUUGUUUUCGCUGUUUCGAAAAGUGGCCGGUGAUUAUGGGAGGAUAGCACUUGUGCAGCGCGGAGAGGAGAAGUGGACACAAUUGUUUUAUGGGGACCACUCCAAAGACGAUACAGGAAGGCCCAUAAAUGAUGAAGAUGAUGAAGAAAGUGCAUCUCUGCGGGCACCGCAUCAGGAGGAUCAGGGCUUCUGUUCAUGGAUCCCGUCAAUAUUUAAAAUCAAAGAUGAGCAUAUCAGAGCCAAAUCAGAUACAUAA